Dovyalis caffra is the source of this 204-nucleotide messenger RNA. The record is from the annotation of a GenBank genome assembly. Lineage: Eukaryota; Viridiplantae; Streptophyta; Magnoliopsida; Malpighiales; Salicaceae.
AUGACGUUGAAGCAUGGUAAAGCCUCCACCAACACCACUCAACAUUUCAAAAAUGAUGAAGAAGAAGAAGAUAUCAAUAUCGAAUCCGAAACAAAAAUCAUUGAUUAUGAUAGUGAAAUUGAUGAAUCUAUCAAUACCGACGAGCUUGAAAAAGAAGCUAAAUUCACCAUAAAGAGUACUCUAGCUCCCUAUUUUGCUAAUUAA